Ectocarpus sp. CCAP 1310/34 is the source of this 3315-nucleotide messenger RNA. Lineage: Eukaryota; Phaeophyceae; Ectocarpales; Ectocarpaceae. The record is from the annotation of a GenBank genome assembly.
AUGUAUGUAACGCUCGCGAUGACCACUUCCUUGGAGAGAAGCGGGCCUUUCAUCAACCAUCAGAUUCUCCCCGUGCACCCCCGGUUGCUUGUCGUUCUCGAGUCGGCGAUGGGAGAAGAAAAGGAAGUUCCACCUCCCGGGUGUCGGCCGAUAUGGAUCCAGAUGAAGAACUACGACUUGUACCAGCUACGGGAGGAGGGGGCUGAGGCGGGCAACAUGACCGCCCUAAAGCAGUACACCCUUUUGGAUCGGGCACGGCUGCUUGAAGAGGUCGGAAAGUUUGGCUUCAUGUGUGACUGGAACGACUUCAAGGCCGACCUAGAGGCGUGUCCGACGGAACAAAUUUUGCUGGUGGCAGACCCAAACAAAAUGUACGGGGAGCAGUGGUACUUUACGUUCACGGCAGAAGCAUUCGAGACCCAGCUCAAGCUACAAACGGCGGAGGCGGAAGCGGAGAAAGCGCGUUUAGAAGCGGAGGCAGAGGCGGCGCGGCUGGCCGAGGAAGAAGCGAAUCGCAAACCGGUGUACGAAGACAAGCCGAUCAUCGCCAAAGGUUGGAAAUCGGAAACUGCAGCAGAUACAGCUCGGGAGGUGGAGAGUUUGACGAUAAGGCCGGAGCGACCGCUUGUGGUCAUGUCCAUGACCCGUCCUAGACGGAGCUUUGGCCUGCCUUGCAAGCUCGUGGACAGGGAUGCAUACGACUGGCUUACGGACGACUACAUGGCCAAAAUGGGUAUUCGCAAGUACCUUGCUACCGGCUUCACCGCCUUCGACCCCACCAACCCCGACCGAAAACUGAUGGAUUCACCCUGUCAAGCCGCGGCCGAGAGCGCCCCGGCCUCAUCGCAGACCACGUGGUUCCGGAGCGUGAACGCCUCUGUGCAAUACUCCACCAUGCACCUUGAGCAACAAGAGGAUGCCUUCAACGGCAUUGGCGAAGACGACGCUCCCCUGACCAAGACCAAUGAAAACGAGGACGAACUGAAAGAGCUGCGCACCUUCACGGACCUUGUACACUCAAAGAACAAGGUAAUGUCGGCGAUCGACUGGCUUCCAAAGCGGAACGGUUGCGUGGCGGUCUCAGCGGUGAAAAACGUCAACUUCGAGGAGAGGGUCCAGCUCUCCGGCCAGGCAAGAGGGGCGCAGAACAUCGCAUCCUACGAACUGAAAAAGCCUAUGUAUCCGACCGGCUUCACGAAGCUUCACGUUCAAAAUUGCCCUAUUCAUAGUUUCGUGGCCUCUUUUCAGGUGGACAACGCGUACGUGCUGCUUUGGGACUUCGCGGAUUUGAUCCAUCCCAUGCUCAAGCUGGAGUCACCUCACGAGAUUUUCUGCUUCAGGUUCAACCCGUCGAUCCCUGGACUACUUUCGCUUCCCACCCCCACCCGUAUCGGAACACAGACUGUUGUGGGGGGCGCCAUCAAUGGUCAGGUAGUAAUGUGGGACAUCUCCAAAGCCCUGACGUCGAUAGACCAGAAGAAGCGCAAGCAAAGCGUGCGGCACAUCGGGAAGCCUGGUCUGGGUGUCGGGGACGAAGACGAAGUCGUAGCGGCGCUACCUCCUAUCGCGCCACACGCCGUUAGCCACAUCGACAUGAGCCACCGCAGGCUCGUGGCGGACCUGGCGUGGCUGCCGACAACAACGCAAGUCAACUCGAAGGGCCAGCUUCUGGGAAGCGAAUACAUCACGGAACACACGCACCAAUUCAUCACUGUCGCCAGCGAUGGGCAGUGCCUUAUCUGGGACACGAGAUAUCAGUUACUGGUAGCAAUGCUACCCACAUUGCUGGACGCUCAUUGCAGCAACAGUUCUUGGCACCGCUAUAGUCACGGACGUUGUCAUUCAUCGUUGUCCACGCCGGAAAAUCGCCAGGAAAUAAGCGAAGGCUUGUUCCCACACAUCGCGAAACCUCGGCAAACGUACGACAAGAAGAGAGAGGAACACGGUCGUCCGCCGCCGGCACCCUGGACGCCGCUCUUUCGUCUGCAGCUUAACCGAUUAGAGGACGUGGGAGAGUUGGGUCUCUGUCGGAUCGUACUAGACUUGGGCGUCGCCGGGGAUGGCGUAACCAGCGACAGCAAGGCCGAAGAUGGGGCGGAGGAAGUGGACAUGCGUUCGCAGGGGGAAAUCCUGCUGGCGGAUUGGCGGGCAAGAGUGGGGGCCAAUAGUGGACGAGGAGGGGGAGAUGAGGAAGCAGGGGGAGGGGGAAACGAGAGGGGGGAUGGUGGGGACGUAGCCCCGGAGUUCGUAAAGUGGGUGUCGAGCGACCACACCCGGCCGUGCGUAGCGCUGGACAAGUCGCCCUUUUUCCCGGGUGUACUGCUCAGCGUGGGCGACUGGAGCUUUCAGAUUUGGAAGGUGGGGCUUCGGAAACCCGUCUUCUCUUCGCCGAUGGCGGCCAACUACCUCACGACCGGGCGAUGGUCUCCUACACGGCCGGGAAUGUUGUUCCUCGGCAAGGUGGACGGCUCGAUGGACGUUUGGGAUUUUACUGAUAGCAGCUUCACCCCUUCGGUGACCCUGAUGAGCAGCCCUUCGAGAAUUACCAGCAUGGAGUUCCUGAAGCCCAAGGGGGUAGGAGGAGCGGCAAAGCUCAAGCAGCAGCUGCUUACCGUGGGGGACGCGGCAGGGAACCUCCACGUUUAUGACGUGCCUCAGAACCUUUGGCGUCCCCUGGCCAACGAGAGAGCCAUCAUGUCGUACUUCCUCGAGAGAGAGAUAAAGGUGUUCACGGCAAACCUCAGCAUCAAAGCAAAGGAGAAUGACCUGUUCAACGAAAAACCAGUUAUAUCGAGAUGUGUUGAUUGUUUCUACUCGCUGUGGCUGGCCGCACCACUUCAGAGACAGUCGUUUUCUGUCGCCCACCAAACGCGCGCCGAAGCUCAUGCCAUGGACACCCUCGUAUUCUACUUUUCGAACCAUUUAUUGCCCUGCCCUACACGGUACAUCCAGCCUGCGAUGAAGCCGCGUGGGAAGGCCAGGCUGUCGCAAUACAGGCGACCCACACAACCCACCUCAUUCAAACCUACCUCAAUCACACUGGAACCCAACGCGACCCUCAGCUUUUUCUCGUGUUCUGUUUCCGUACACACCCUGACGAAGCGUGUGGAGCACGUCUCCGAGCGACUCGAGAUUCGAACAGCCGAGGCCGAGGCGAUGGAAGCAGAGGAAAUGCAGAACGCGUUGAAUCAGCCGCCAGAUGGGGCUGCAGGUGCUGCUGCUGCCGAGGAAGGUGGAGCCGGGGAACCGGCGGGUGGAGGGGACGGAGGUGGCGCUGCGGGUAACGCCAUAACAAAAGGUGGACAGAGGUGUUAG